Molecule: messenger RNA, 1713 nt
Organism: Arctia plantaginis
Lineage: Eukaryota; Metazoa; Arthropoda; Insecta; Lepidoptera; Erebidae
Source: the annotation of a GenBank genome assembly
AUGGCAGCCACUCCAUAUAUUGCUGGUUUAACGAAUAAAAAUAUAUUUGCAAUUGACUUCAAGGAGCCCUAUGAAGAGAAAACUCUAAGAGAUGAAACAACGAUUCGUAGCUUUGUGUUUAGUCCUAAGGGCACGUAUAUAUCUUAUCGGACAGAUAAAAAAGUGGAGAUAGUGAAAUGUUCUGAUUGGUCUGUAACAGCCACUAUUGAUGGAAACAUCAAGGAUAUGUUCUUUUCACCAUUGGACACUUAUUUUACAGUAUGGGAAAUGUUUUUGAUUACUAAAGAAAAUCCUCAGGGUAAACCGAAUCUUCAUGUUUACAAAGCAGCCACUGGUGAGCUUGCUGGAAGCUUUGUGCAAAAAUACCAAACUGGAUGGGAACCAAGAUGGUCAUCGGAUGAGAAGCUGUUUGCUCUACAAAUGAACAACAGAGUGCUCAUAUAUGAGGACGAUAAUUUCGAUAAAUUUGUGCAGCAACUACAUGCUGAUAAACUAAAGUCAUUCAGCAUCUCACCGAGCCCUGCUCCCACAUAUUAUUUUUCAUCAUUUACUUUAGGUAAGCAAGGGCAACCUUCAUUCUGGCGCGUGUUUAAGUAUCCACAGCUUGAGCAGACACAGGCAGUGGUGAGCCGGUCUUCAUUCCAAGCAGACAAAGCUAACUUCCACUGGAACAAACGUGGCACUAACGUUUUUGCCAUGACGCAAACUGAUGUGGAUAAGACUGGUGGCUCCUAUUAUGGCAAACAAUCUUUAUCUUAUGGUGACGUCAAAGGAACCUCAGGGAACGUGACAUUCAGCAAAGAGGGUCCCAUUCACGCGAUCUCAUGGAACCCUGGCAACUCUAACGAGUGGGUAGCUGUUUAUGGACACGCUCCCGCCAAAGCUACCGCAUUUAACACGAAGUGCGAGCCCAUCUUCGAGUUCGGCACUGGCGCGUGGAAUUCCAUAUAUUUCCCGCCCGAAGGAAAUCGUAUGCUUAUCGCCGGUUUCGGUAACAUAGCGUCCGGUCACAUCGAAGCCUGGGACUUGCGUGGGUACAAGAAGAUUGGCACUUGCGCCGCGCCUGAUACGACCAGCCUUCAAUGGGACCCCAGGGGAGAGUCCUUUAUCACUGCUACCACGUAUCCUAGACUUACUGUAGGAAAUGGCUACAAAAUUUGGCAUUACACAUGCGUUUUGAUGCACAAACAUGUGUGUCAAGAGAAGGAAAACCUGUUAGCCUUGAGUUGGCAGCCCGGCAACUUCCCCAAGAGCGACUUAUCCAAAAUCGUCCCUAAGGCCAUUGAAGAUUCAACACCUAAGCCGACAGCCGCCUACAGGCCACCAGGCGCAAAGAACAGACCUUCAACCUUCACGUUGCAUGAACAGGAGAAACCUCACAAGCCUGGUGAAACGCCAUCAGCGGCGCCGUCAAAACAAGCGAUCAAACAGAAGGAGAAGCGUGAAGCUCGGAAGGCGCGUAAAGCUGAGGAAAAAGCUCAAGGCGACCUCAACUCUUCGCCUCCCACGGCAUCCGCUACGCCCAAACAACCAUUUGUUUCAACAGGUGAUCCCGAGAAGGAUAAGAAGAUUAAAAAUUUAAACAAGAAACUUAGUGACAUCGAAAAAUUGAAGCAGCAGAAAGCAGCGGGCAAGCAGCUUGAGCUGAACCAGCUCGCUAAGAUCGAGAGUGAGUCGGGAUUGCUACAAGAGCUAGCUCAGCUCAGGUUAUGA